CAAACAAUCAAUCAAUCAAUCAAUCAAACAAACAAAUAGAAAUAAAGAAAAAUUAGAUUUUGAGUAAUACAAACAUCAGAAUUUGACUUUCAAGAGUAUCUAGCCAGCUUGCUUUCAGGACAGCAGAUAGGCAGUGAGGAGAGUUUGCCUUAACUGUCAAACUGCAAUCUGGAAUAUAAGAUCAUAAUAUAGUAUUCAGAACAAAGGGGCUACUGCUCUAUCUUUUCAGCUGAUUGACUACUUCUGAGAGCCACAUUUUAAAGGUGAAAUAAAAAGUAAUUUCCAUAGAUAAUAUUCUGAUAAUUGGUAUAUAAUUAUAAGUACAUACAGAGUAGAGUUAGAGUGUAGAUUCAGAAAGAAUGGUUCAAGACAUUUUAGGAGAUAUAUCAUAUAGAAAAACCAGUUACUUGGAGAACUGUUUUCCUUUCUUUAAGAAAUCUCUCAGUGACUUGUUACUGGUAAUACGUAACAAACAAAAAGAAAGGAUAGGAGAUGGCAUUAUUAAUUGAGGGUCUUUAGCCUUUACUUUAUGUGUCUGAGACUUAGUUAAAUGUCCGAGAAACAAAGCCUUAUGAUACAGAUCUCUACUGUCAGAAUUCUGUUAGACUUGAUUUGUGUACUUGGUUAAGCUAUUUUGUAGGGUUAAAUUUUACUUAAUGUGAUGGUGAUGUUCUAUUUGUUAAUUUAAUAAUGCCUGAAAUGCUUCCAGGGAACAAUCCAAGGUACUGGGGAAAUUUUGCUUAAAGUACAGUACGUUUUCUUGACAAGCUGUUUGGUGGAUAACAGGUUUACUGGUUUCUUGUUUGGUUUGAAGACAUCUAAUAAGAGCUUGUGUAAGGUGGCUAGCAGUCUUUUGGAUUAUGCCUGAAAGCCAAGUUAAGGUGGAUGGGUUUGUAUUAAUAAUCUGGGCAGCAAAGCCCAAGCAGAAAUCAAGAUUGUUUUGUUUUUCAUGUUGUUAUAUUUCCAAUUAAAAACCUUGAAAAUAUUUGGAUCAAGAGAAACUGUGGAGAACGUCAUAAAGGUUUUUGCUGAAGAGAAAAUUUGUCAAUUCAGGAUUUGAUGUUUGUUUAAUUAUGCUAUCACAGAGGCAAGUAUAAGAGUGCCUCAGUGGUUAAGAGCACUGGCUGCUCUUCCAGAGGAUCUGGGUUCCACUGGCAGCAUUCACACAGCAGCUGGAAAUUAUCUGUAAUUCAAGUCUCAGGGGAUCCGAUGCCCUCUUCUGGCCUCUGUAGGCACCAGACACGCAUGUGAUGUGCAGACAUACACACAGACAAAACACCCAUUCAUAUGAAAUAAGAAAUUUAAAAAUUUAAAGAGGCAUGUAUAUUUGGCUUUUAUUAUUGGGUUAUUUUUUAUUUUAAUCAUUGCUUCUCCAUAAAUUCUUGUUUAUUUGGACAAGAAUAUAAUGCUAUGCUGAGAGUUUGGGAGCCAUAUGGUGGGGGUAGAUAUCAUGUAAAUGCAAUCUACUUAUUCAUGACAUAAAUGAGAUCCUAUGAAAGUGGAUGUUAAUGAUAGUCUAAAUGGGGAGAUAGGAAAAGGAAAAACUAAAAAUGUGAUGUUCAUUAUGGAGAUUUUUUUCCAAGCUGAUUCUCUUUAUGAGGUUUUCCUUUUCCUCACAUCUUCCUCUACACCCCACACACUGUCUUUCCAGACACAGCUCAAAAUUCCUACACCUGGUAUAAUUGCAGGCUUGACUUCAGGUCUAAAACUAAAGAGGGCUUCCCAAAGAUGAGUACAACUUUUCAGCUGUAUUUAUUCUGCUGCGAAUAAAUGGAAAAAUGGAGAGAAUAGUCAUUUAUCCCACAGCAGGCCGCCUAGCUAGGCGAGGCUAAACUAAGAGGAAAAAGUGCAAAUCCUACUCCCUGGCAGAGAAACAAUUCACUUUGCUUUGGAAAUUUGGUGAGGAGCGAAUUCAGUUUUAGGGGCUGUUUCACAUCCUACUAAGGUCUGUGAAUGGUGUCCACACUGGUGCUUCCUUGUAGGCCGAUGUGCUUCUUGCUUUAUUUUUGUCUCAGUUUUGGCAAACUUUUCCUUGAUUGGUAAAGACAAGCUAGUAAGGACUCAUUUACCGUUUUCAUUGCCUUGUGUUACUUCCUAUUAUUUCUAGUUCCCUGGUGAGACAGGGAAUCUGCCUGGGAUGCUCAGGGGAAUAAUUGGUAGUCAGUGGAACACUGGAGCUGGUAAUUCCACUUUGGGUCUUCAGAAGAGGAUGCCAAACUUGUCCAUUUAAAUAGGUAAACUGAAAACAGAAAAAUUCACAGUACUAAAACGUCAAGAGAAAUGUGUGAUUAACUUACACAGUCAUCCACAUUCAAAAAUCAUCACUCUCGGGCAACUCUCUGGUCAGAAAAUACAAUAGCGUGUGAACUUCUGGUUUUUUGAUCCUGUUCAGCUUUUGCUUUUCAAAUUUUAACCCAUAGGGGCUUUGAACAACUAUAUUAAAUGAAAGAUUUUGAGUGAGCAAUUUAAUGCUUAAUAUUUAGUUAAAUCAUUCUUUUCAGCUCGCCCGUCAGGGAAAAAGGCUGACUGCAGGGUGCUAGGUAGAACGUGGACCUGUUUUUUGAAGCCUAAACAGAGAUGCUUCCCGUAAAACCUAUUGCUGUUCUCCUUGUGGAAGAGCAGAUUGAAUGUAAAGCUGCUUCCCUUUGCUGCUUUCAAAUGUCUACAGGGAGUGCAUUUAGGGUCCUGGGCACACUGUGCUGAAGAAUGUCAGUAAGUGCUUUCUUUUCCUCCACACAGUCACAGGUCCUCUUUGGGGACAGUUGACAAGCCCGUUUUUGAUUCUCGGUUUUGACUGGUCGAUGACAUCCUAUUCCAUACUCCAGAGAGUCUAGGGCGGCUUGAAAAGAAGGGCUGGUAGUUACUCUUCAGGGAAAAGAAUCGGCGGGUUCGCUGAAGAAAAAAAAAAAAAAUCGGAGCGCAGAAUCUUGCUCCGGUUGGCUCCGCUGCCUCCAAAAGCCUGGGUCCAGAGGAAGUUUGAAAUGGACACCAGUCACCAGAGACCCCGCCUUGUGGCCCCGUAUCGAACCAGCUGUGGCUGGCCAAGAGCUCGACAGCCACAGGGAGUAGACCUAGAAAACGUCACAGGCAGGAGGCGUGUCAGUUCAGCAUCUUACCGGUCCAGCACCAAAUAAGCCGCCUGAGUCAGGCGCUAGACCCUAGCCCCAGGCGAGCGCGGACCGAGCGUCCCCACCCGGGCAGUUUACCUCUGCACCCCUAGGCGGCGCUGCGCUCCUCCGCACCCGGCGCACCCUGCAGCCCAGCCCCGCGCAACGCCGGUGGCCAGGGCACUUCAAGCUUGCAGUACUAGCGGGCGGAGCAACUCAAGCUUUUCGAGGCUCCUUCUCUUUGGGAGUUCGGAGCAUGGUCCCAGGUCGCCGCAGCUGGAGCUUGGACGCCGAAAGGGAGGAUGGUGGGUUGGGGUAUGGCAGUUCUGUGUUGGUGGGUCUCUUGUGGUGCUGCUACGGCGGGACAGCUGGAGUACUCAGUGUUGGAGGAGACGGAACCCGGAGUCGCGGUAGGCAAUAUCGCCUCAGACUUGAAGCUGUCAGCAGCUUCUCUGUCCUUGCGGAACUUUCGCUUCCUUUCCAGCUACAGCGAGCCUUACUUCGGGGUGGAUCUGGGCAGCGGUAGCUUGGUGGUUCGAGAGCCAGCGGACCGUGAGCGGCUGUGCGGGGCCAAAGCUGCUUGCAUCUUGACAUACGAGCUAAUGUUCGAUGACCCUCUGGAGCUGCAUAAGAUGCGUGUUCACCUCCUGGACACCAAUGACAACUCACCCCUCUUUCCUGCGGGAGACAUGCACCUGCACAUCCCGGAGUUCCUGGCACCAGGAGCUCGGUUCACUCUCCCGAAUGCCCAAGAUGCUGAUGAGGGAAGCAACGGGCUGAUAAGUUACAGCCUAAGCUCUAGCCAGCACUUUCGCCUGGACAUGGGGUCUCGGGCUGACGGCAGCAAAUACCCGGAGCUGGUGCUGGAGAAAGUGCUGGAUCGAGAGCAGCGGGACACCCACCUGCUGGUGCUCACUGCUCAGGAUGGUGGCCUGCCUGCACGCUCUGGAGAUGCUCAAGUCACCAUCACUGUGGUGGAUACCAACGACAAUGUGCCUGUAUUUGAGCACUCCGUAUACAGUACCAAGGUUCCAGAGACCGCACCCAAUGGGACUGUGUUAUUCCACGUUCAAGCCUCAGAUCCGGACGAAGGAUCCAAUGGGGACGUCUGGUACUCCUUAAGCAACAGCACACCAGCAGAGCUGAGGCACCUCUUUCACAUACAUCCUAAAAGUGGGGAGGUUCAGGUAGCUGCUUCGCUAGGUCCACCGGAAACGUUGUUGGAAGCAUAUGUUGAAGCAAGGGACAAAGGUGCUUUUAGUCUAGCUAGCACUACGAAACUGCUUGUAGAGGUGACUGAUGUGAAUGAUCAUGCCCCCCAGAUGGACUUCAUGACUUUCUCCAGCCCAGUGCCCGAGGAUGCAGCUCCUGGCACAGUAAUUGCUCUCCUUAGUGUAAAGGAUGAGGACCUCGGUUCCAAUGGUGAGGUCACGUGUAGCCUGUCCAGCAAAGGCCCCUUUCGGUUGAAGGCUUCCUUUGACAGCUACUACAGAUUGCUGACUGAUGGGCCCCUGGAUCGGGAGCAAGCAAGUGAAUACCACGUCCUAAUCACUGCUUCAGAUGGUGGCUCGCCCCCGCUGAGCACCCGAAGGACGCUCACGGUGUCAGUUGCCGAUGUGAACGACAACACACCAAGCUUUCCUCAGUCACAACAGGAACUUUUUGUGACUGAAAACAAUAGCCCUGGAGUUUCAUUAGGCCGUGUGUUUGCUCAGGACCCAGACCUGGGGGAGAAUGGCCUUGUCUUUUAUGAGCUGUUGGAUGUCAUUUCUGAAGGGAUGCCACUUUCCUCAAGCUUGGUGGCAGUGGAACCAACUAGCGGUGUUAUCACUGCCAGAACUUCCUUUGACUUCGAAAAGCUCAGGGGGCUUCACUUCCAAGUGGAAGGCCGAGAUGGUGGCAUUCCUCCCAGAAGUGCAACGGUGACCGUGAACUUGUUUGUGGUAGACAGGAAUGACAAUGCACCAGCCAUCUUGUUUCCCUUGCCUACAAAUGGCUCUAUCCCAGUGGAAAGGGUGCCCCGCUCUGCCCGAGCUGGACACCUGGUCACGAAAGUGGUAGCGGAGGAUGCAGACAGUGGUUCCAAUGCCUGGCUCUCCUACCACAUUUCUCAGGCUUCUGACCCUAGUCUUUUCAGAAUUUCGGUCAAUGCAGGAGAGCUUCGGACUGCACGUUUAGUUUUUCCCACCGAUGCAGUCAAACAGAGGGUGGUGGUAGUGGUUCAGGACCACGGAGAGCCACCACUUUCCUCCUCUGUCACUCUGGGUGUGCUAUUGAGCAACUCUGUUCCUCAGGUCUUUCCAGACUUUGAAGAUAUCUGGGAACCAAGAGUCCAGUUUUCUGCCCGGAACUUGUAUUUGGUGAUAGCCCUGGUCUGCAUUUCCUUUCUAUUUCUGGGGUGCUUGCUUUUCUUCAUAUGUAUCAAGUUGAGCCAGAGCCCAGAUUGUUGCUCUCAGAACUGCUGUCAUUCUCCAGAAAAUACAAGACGCGAGAGGACAAUGGCUUCUAGUCCUUGGGUGACAUCAGCCACAAUAGAUGUCACUACAAUUGAGAGACUUUCUCAGACAUAUCUCUAUCAAACCUCUCUGGGACUUGGUUCUGGUAGCAACAGCUUGCUCUUGCAUGGGAAAUACAAUGCUGCUGAUCUGAGAAAUCUGGCCACUGGUGUAGGACUGAAUUUGCCAAUAUCCUGUGCUCAGAUUCGGAAUAGGAAAGAUCAUACAAAUCUCAAUGUCAUGCCCCGACAGCCCAACCCUGACUGGCGUUACUCUGCCUCGCUAAGAGCAGGCAUGCACAGCUCUGUGCACCUGGAAGAGGCUGGCAUCCUACGGGCUGGUCCAGGAGGGCCUGAUCAGCAGUGGCCAACAGUAUCCAGUGCAACACCAGAACCUGAGGCAGGAGAGGUGUCCCCUCCAGUGGGUGCUGGGGUCAACAGCAACAGCUGGACCUUUAAAUACGGACCAGGCAACCCCAAACAGUCCGGUCCCGGUGAGUUGCCAGACAAAUUCAUUAUCCCAGGAUCUCCUGCAAUCAUCUCCAUCCGGCAGGAGUCUGCUAACAACCAAAUUGACAAAAGCGACUUUAUAACCUUCGGCAAAAAGGAGGAGACCAAGAAAAAGAAGAAAAAGAAGAAGGGUAACAAGACCCAGGAGAAAAAAGAGAAAGGGAACAGUACCACCGACAACAGUGACCAGUGAGGCCACCUAACGGAAACAAGCCACUUAGCCAAUUUUUGUAAUAAUGGCAAAUCUCUCCCAUGUAGCAACUCCCUGCUCCUUUCUCCUAUGACAUGAGCCCUCUUAGAGACCUCAGAAAUCUGCAGAAAGUUCCCUGUGUCUGUCUUGAUCACAUUUAACAGGUUUUGUCUUUAAAAAAAAAAAAAAAGCUUUCCUAAGUCUGGUGUUAACUCUUUCUCUCCGCUCUGGCUUGUUUUCAGAACCUAAAAAGCAGACCCAAGUUUCCUUUCUCCUCCGCCGCAAAGGAGAGCCUUCCCAGCCCCGCCAGUGAGAGUUGGACUCUCUGCCCUGUGCUUCAGGCAUCUUGAUGACAUUUGCAGGGCAGGCUGAAAGGUAUUCAGGUUGAGCAGCUUGGGUGUUUGCGGUCACUGGGUAUGUGUAGCUACCAUGAGUGUUCAAGAGCCUGAUAUUGGUUGGGGUGGUCCAGGUUAGACUAGUUGAUUCACGAAGGGCUGGGAAACAAAGAUACAGAGACAUUGGGAGGGGGAAAUGUGAAACUGAAAGGGACCAGACUUUCUCAAUUUCUUAACUUGAGGUGUGGUGGUCAUCUUCUAGCUGGCAAAACCACCCCCACUGACGAAGCUUUAGGGGUCCCUCAAGUCUGUUGGCUGUAGUACCACUAUACUGGAAACCUGCUUUGUGCACACAAGCCAGAAGUUCAAGUGUCUGACAGAGAGAGUCAGCCAGGGCAACAGAAGCAGAUCUGAUGUGUUUCCUAUACAUGUCCUUGUGCUCACGCUAUUAAAAAUUCUUUUGCACACAAUGUUUAUGAAAAGGACACAUCCUUUUCCAACAACACAUAUGCAAAAGCAAAAGAAAAAAAACCCAACACCUCACUUUAUGCUGUUUGUUGUUUGAUAGAUUUAUUAAAAAAGAGAAAGUCUAUAGCUAUAAAUCUUUAAAGAAAUAUGAAUACAAUUCCCCCAACUCCCCUCAAAAGAGAAUCCAGUCUACAGCCAUUUAAAAUGACCAUUGCUGCUACAGAAGUGCUUUAAGAGAAUUGCCUGGAACAUCUGUAUUAUACUAUACCGGCCACCUGCCAAUCACAGCUUUACUCUUUCAGGUCACUCUGGGGCUGCCUCUUGCAUGUAUUAAUUACUAAAUAAAAGGACCUUUCUCUUUCUCUUUUCUAAGAAAAAAAUGAUGUGCACUUUGAUUACACAACCUUCUCUAACCCACUAUAUCAAGACCCAGAAACUGAAGAAAAAUAUCGUUUUCUCAUACAUACAGUGAGCAGAUUUUUCAUUCCUCUGAUCCUGUGAUUGUCUUGGUGUGCUAGCCUACACCUUCGCCUUGUUUAGUUUUCCUUUUCUAUAACACUCUGAAUUGCUAACCUUACUAACACCUAUGAUGUUACCUGAAUCAAUCUCCCAUAUGUAUGCUGUAUGCUAUUAUAAGACUCCUGAGAUAUACUUACUCUGUGCUUGUGUAUGUGAAUGUUAAUGCAACUAUUACCUAGAGUGAACUUUAAGCUUUAUUGUUGAAUGUAAGCCCAUUAUAUUUCCUUUUGUACACCUGUGGAAAAGUGAAAUAGUGUUUUUUUUAAACCAUUGUUAAUCAGCUUUUGUGUAUGAAAGACACAGUAAAAUUUCUUUCUUAAAUCAAGAUGCUGGUGAUUCAAGGAAUUUUAUUUAUGGUCAGCCAAGGGCUGUCUCUUGCCAAGAUUCCUGCUGGCAAGGGAAUGGAUAAAGCUGCUUUUUUUCUAGUAACAGUUCUGGAAUGAAUACCGAAGAAAGUCCCUGAGGGUAUGCAAGCACAAAAUUGUACCAAUCUGACCUCUUUGAAUUUGCAGAUUGCUUUGAAAUGCUAUCCGGAAUAUCAGCUCAUAGAAAGUAAUAAAAUUUACUGUUACCAUAAAUAAGACAUUUUAAGUUUGUUGUGUACAACUUAGAAGUUUGAUUAAUUAUAUUAUCUAUUUAAAAGUUAAUAUAAAAGAGGUAGGAGUCUGUUUUAAAAGGCAUAAAAUCUAAAAAAAAAAAACUGUCUUGUCUUUUAGCUUCAUUCUCCCAUAUUUUGAAGGGUGUGUAACUUCAGCUCUGCAGGAUUGCAUGGGGUAAAACUUGUUGACAACACAUGUGAACCAUUGCUACAUUGUAGGUUGUGAUCAUUUUGCCCCACUGAAGCCCAUGUAACUGACCUUACGUGCCUUUUGAACUAGGAGAAUCGGGCUAAUUUAUUAAUGAUGAUAACUAUAAUGUAUAUGUACAGCACUUUUUAAAUUUAUGAAGUGCUUUCCAAUUCGUGUUAGUUACUAGUUAUUACAGCUGUAAGGAUAAAACACGUCAUGUGGAUUCAUUUUUAAUUGGUGCUAUUGGUAUUUCCUCUGUUAUUGCUAAUAAAUGGAAACGGUGGUGUGAAA
Molecule: messenger RNA, 8702 nt
Organism: Peromyscus leucopus (white-footed mouse)
Lineage: Eukaryota; Metazoa; Chordata; Mammalia; Rodentia; Cricetidae
Product: protocadherin alpha-7
Exons: 4
Coding region: 3410-6304 (964 amino acids)
Biological process (GO): homophilic cell-cell adhesion
Cellular component (GO): plasma membrane
Molecular function (GO): calcium ion binding
Source: RefSeq, a predicted model, not a curated record